UCGAUCCGUAACAUUUCUACAAGUAACAACAAAAAUAUGUCUCGGCCGGAAAAGGAUAAUAGAAGAUGAAAGUCCUAAACCCGUAACGACGUCGUUCUACUGCGAUCGAAGUUAAACCCCUUCUACUUCUCGCCUCUCAAGACUGCAAUCACAGAACCGAUUCCGAUCAAAUGCACGACCACAUAAUCUGAGAAUCGCCUGAACAAUCAGAGCCUCAUUUCAACUUCAUCUCGUCCGAAUUUCAACUUAAAUUCAUCAAAUUCGACACCAGCAAGACACAAUUUAGUAACAGAAAUCAAAAUGAAAACACACACACAAUCCUUCAUACUGCUCGUGUGUUGUUCGAUCUUAGUUCUCAGAUCGGCCGUUGUUGUAUCGGAAAACAUUCUCGGAGUUGCUCCGAAAGAUGAGGAGUACUACAAGGUUUUAUCUUCUUCAGGAACGAUUAAGUGCAGAGAUGGAUCUAAUUCGUUCACAAAGGCACAGCUUAAUGAUGACUUUUGUGAUUGUACCGAUGGGACUGAUGAGCCAGGAACGUCAGCGUGUCCAUCUGGGAAGUUUUAUUGCCGAAAUGCGGGGCAUAGUCCGCUUUCGAUAUAUUCUUCUAGGGUUAAUGAUGGGAUUUGUGAUUGCUGUGACGGAAGUGAUGAAUACGAUGGUAAAGUUAAAUGCAAAAAUACCUGUUGGGAAGCUGGGAAGGUAGCACGAGAUAGAUUAAGGAAAAAGAUCGCAACAUUUCGGGAAGGCCUCACAACAAGAAAGCAUGAAGUUGAAAAAGCAAAACUUUCAGCAGCGAAGGAUGAGGAAGAGUUAUCUAGGUUAAAGAAUGAGGAAAACAUACUUAAGGGGCUUGUGCAGCAGCUUAAGGAGCGUAAGGAACAAAUAGAAAAGGCAGAGGAGAAAGAACGCAUCGAAAGAGAAAAUGAGGAAAAGAAGAAAAAGGAAGCUGAAGAAGCAAAGUUAAAGGAACAAAAAAGUGAAGAAAAAGUGAAUGUUGCGGAACAAGAAUCGGUAGGAAGUAAAUCUGAUGAUGAAGCAGGGGCUCAUGAUCACUUGCCUUCAGAUGAGGUAGGGGAUCUAAACAAGGCCCCUACUGAUACCGAGGCUGUAGUGGCUCACAAUGAUGAUGAGAGGGAUGCGUCUAUUGACAAUAUCAAGGAGGAGCAUGCUGAAGAGAACGACGAACCAUCUAAAGUUGCACAUGAACAUGAUCCCGAGGAAUCAUCUAACGCUUCACAUGAACAUGAUCAUUCUCAGGCGCCUGGAAGUAAGGAAGAAGAUGCAUCUGAAGAUACCGAUUCAUUAUCAAGGGAAGAGUUAGGUCGUGUGAUUGGUGAGCGUUGGACAGGGAAAAAAACCGAGGAACAACAUGAAGAUGCAGGCACUGCUAGGCAUAAUGAUAAUGGUGAUGAUGACAAUGAUGAUGAUAAUGAAUAUGAUGAUACAUCUGAUAACGGACAUGAUGAGGAGUACGGUGGUUAUGAUACGGAAACCGAGGAAGACCAUCAUAAAUACGAGGAUGAUGAUCACGUGAAUAACGUUGGAGAUGACCAUUCCAGUGAUUCCCACAAAUACAAGUCAGAUGACGAAAUUGACAUGUCAGAUAUGGAAAGCACAAGCAAUCCGUCAUGGCUGGAGAAGAUCCAACAAACUGUGCGGAAGUUUUUAGACGCUGUUAACCCGUUUCAGACUCCAGUGGAUACAUCUGAAUCUGAAAAUGUGCGAAAAGAAUAUGAUGAUGCCAGUGGGAAGCUGUCUAAAAUACAAUCAAGAAUAUCAAGUUUAACUAAAAAGCUAGGACACGACUUUGGCCCAGAGAAGGAGUUCUACUCACUAUACGGUCAAUGUUUUGAGAUAAAAGAAAACAAGUAUGUUUACAAAGUAUGUCCAUUUAAGGAAGCCACUCAAGAGGAGGGCCACAGCACAACUCGUUUGGGGCAAUGGGAUAAAUUUGAUGAGUCACACAGAGUCAUGGUCUUUUCAAAUGGAGACAAAUGUUGGAAUGGGCCUCAAAGAAGCUUAACGGUGAGAUUAAGAUGUGGAUCAAAAGUUGAACUUGCUGAUAUAGAUGAACCAAGCCGUUGCGAAUACUCAGCAUUGUUAACUACUCCAUCCCUAUGCCAGGAAGGAAGACUCAAGGAACUAGAAGAUAAACUAGAAGCGGUGAACAAGGAUCAACCUCAAGGUCAUGAUGAGCUUUGAAUAGGUUAACAAUCUUAUAGAUCGAAGGUGACCCGACCCCUGUCCUUUUUUCCAUUUUUGUACUGAACUUGCUAAAUAGGAUAAAUACAACACUUCCAUGAAAUGUGGAGCCGAGAGUUGAGACUAGAGAAACCAUUCUUAUAGUAACUUGUACUUGAUGCAUUGAUAGUUGAACUUCGGCGUCUGUGUUAGGGGGACCGUGAAUUCAUUCUUUUGUAAUCGAGUUGAAAAAACGCUCCUAUGAUGUUGCUUUUUGUCUACAUGACAAUUUGCAUAUUGAAUCCCCGGCAUUCUGUUGAAGUUCAACUUUAUACUU
Molecule: messenger RNA, 2518 nt
Organism: Helianthus annuus (common sunflower)
Lineage: Eukaryota; Viridiplantae; Streptophyta; Magnoliopsida; Asterales; Asteraceae
Product: glucosidase 2 subunit beta
Exons: 17
Coding region: 301-2202 (633 amino acids)
Biological process (GO): N-glycan processing
Cellular component (GO): glucosidase II complex
Molecular function (GO): protein binding
Source: RefSeq, a predicted model, not a curated record